GUCUGUACUGAUGACCAUCUUCAUAUUUGUCUUUGCGGUUAAGCUUAACGAGGCUCUUGUGGGGCUAUGCGAGUCUUCCGUGAUCGUACAUGGUUACCAAUGCCAGGAGUUCUAUGUGAAAACCGAAGAUGGGUAUGUGCUUAACAUGCAGAGAAUCCCUUCAGGGGAAAGUAGUUCAUCAUCAGGUGAUGAUGAUGUAAAAGUCAAUAAACAACCAGUCUUGCUGCAACACGGUGUACUUGUGGAUGGGAUGUCAUGGCUCCUGAAUUCUCCACAACAAUCCCUGCCGUUCAUCUUGGCAGAUAGUGGGUUUGACGUAUGGAUUGCCCACACCAGAGGGACUAGAUUUAGCCGUCAACACGCUAAUCUUGAUGCAUCCCAACGUGAAUAUUGGAAUUGGUCUUGGGACGAGCUUGUUGACUAUGAUCUCCCUGCUACGUUCAACUUCGUGUACCAUCAAACAGGGCAGAAGCUCCAUUACGUGGGCCAUUCCUUGGGGACUUUGAUCGCUUUGGCAUCGUUCUCGGAAGGGAAGUUGGUGGAUAAGUUGAGAUCUGCAGCUUUGCUUAGCCCUAUUGCCUACUUGAGCCAUAUGACCACCGGUAUCGGCAUACUUGCGGCCAAAGCCUUCGCCGGAGAGUUUACAACGCUGAUGGGUGUGGCAGAGUUCAACCCCAAAGGGGAAGCAGUUACCCAGUUUCUCCAUUCACUCUGCAAGAAUCCUGGGAUCGAUUGCUAUGAUCUAAUGACCUCAAUCACAGGCGAAAAUUGCUGUCUCAAUGCCUCCACUGUUGAUCUCUUCUUGAAGAAUGAGCCUCAGUCGACCUCAACCAAGAACAUGGUUCAUCUCGCUCAAACGGUGCGAGAUGGGAUCCUGUCAAAGUUCAAUUACGGGAUCCAGGUGAUGAACGUGGAACAUUACGGGCAAGGGAAGCCACCCAUCUAUAACCUCGCAAAUAUUCCCAAAACUCUUCCAUUGUUCCUCAGCUAUGGAGGAAGGGACGCCCUUUCAGACGUUAAAGACGUAGAAAUGUUGCUGGACAAGCUUAAGUUCCACCAAGGCGAAGAUCUCACCACUCUGUUCAUCAAUGAUUAUGCACACGCAGAUUUCAUCAUGGGUGUCAAUGCCAAGGAGAUGAUCUACAAUGCCCUCAUCUCCUUCUUCGGACGCCACUGAUCGA
Telopea speciosissima is the source of this 1181-nucleotide messenger RNA. RefSeq names its product triacylglycerol lipase 2-like. The record is from RefSeq and is a predicted model, not a curated record. Gene Ontology annotation, molecular function: hydrolase activity, acting on ester bonds. Bases 11 to 1177 code for a protein of 388 amino acids. Lineage: Eukaryota; Viridiplantae; Streptophyta; Magnoliopsida; Proteales; Proteaceae. Gene Ontology annotation, biological process: lipid metabolic process. The transcript has 9 exons.